GCGGGAUUUUUGCCAGGAUCCGCCUCGAAUCCGAGGCCAUUCUCGCAUUAUAAAUACCAAAAAAUUGGAGCAACGCACACAGCCUCUCUGACCAACCCACAUGGCGUUGUGGCCAUUGCAGCAGUGAGACUUAAAAACAGUCAUGUCGGGUACGAGAGAACCCUUUGAUCCUUUCCUUACCAAAUUGUUGGCCGCAGCAGGAGGCAAAGCUUCUGCUCCCAUUGAAGACAUCAAAAAUGGCAUCGAAAAAAUCAAAACCGCGCUACAUUUGGCCAGGAAAUGGGAGGAGGGCAUUUUCGAUGGCUUUGCUGCAUUAACUAGAACCGUUGACCAAAUCAUCCAAGAACAGCCAUCGGUCAAUGACGAUUCGAUCAAAUCCCAAGGAGCGCCAUUGGAUUUUCUUAGCACCGAAAAUGGCAAAAAGCUUCUUGCAUCUGCUGCCGAGAAAGUUGAAGAAAUGGCUUCAAAAGUGCCCUGCGACUUCCAGUUGUCCCCAACAACAUCUAGCCCUUCUUCAGUGUCAAAGGAGAUACCCAUGAACGAGGAAGAGUUCCAGUGCAUGGCAGAGAAAAUCACCGCACCCGAUCCGGGCCUGACGAAUCUCAAUAUAGUUUACGAUUAUCUUGAUCCUCAACUAAAACGAUGCUUUCUUUAUUUCUCCGCCUUCCCUGAAAACAAAGUCAUCAGGAGGCGGAUCAUGAUCUACUGGUGGAUCGGGGAAGGACUGGUGGCUCCAACGAGUAACGGUCGAACAGCAGAGCAUGUCGGAGAAGAAUGCUUUAAGAUGUUGAUCUGGAGCAAUCUGAUCCAACCCAUAUACCAAAAACAUAGUAAAACCGCCAAGUACUGCAAAAUCUACCCUUGGGCUCGUCAGAUGCUGGUUUCCAAAGCAGAGGAAUAUCCAGAAAAUUUCUUCACAUUCGACCAACAAGACCGCCCGACCUUCAACUCCAUGCAAUGCGAGCGGGCUUGUUUGGUGGCAAAGGAGGAGAAAGAUCAAGUGGCGGUCACUGUAAAAUCCAAACCGAAUGAAUUGCGAUCGCUUUUCAAUUUAAGUGCGCAAUACCUAAGCUGCAACAAGGAUCAGCUCGCGAGUUUGAAGGCGAUUGCUGCUCUGCAGCUUGGAAGGUGGCAGUACUUGUCUCGUCAUCACAUUGAAUUCACUGACACUAAGUUCUUGGAGGCCCUACAAUUCCUGAAAGGAUUGAGGUAUCUCAGCCUGCAAGGGAUCUCUAGAAUAAUAGAUCUGCCGGAGACCAUAGCUGGCCUUACCAAUCUAUUGAUCUUGGAUCUCCGGUCAUGUCACAAUCUAGAAAACGUGACGCCGGCAGUGACGUCGAUCAACUCACUGACUCACCUGGACGUAUCGGAGUGUUAUUUACUAGACAAGAUGCCACAAGGGAUCGGCUCGAUGACAAACCUCCAAGUUCUCAAGGGGUUCGUGGUGGCGAGCACCCGAAGCAGAGACCCAUGUCGACUCAGUGAGUUGACUCAGUUGACGAAGCUAUGGAAGCUGAGCAUUCGCAUUGGGAGCGAAGUGCAUAUUGGUGAAGAUUUGAGUGAAUUAAGCAAAAUUGAAAGCCUUCUGUCGCUAAAAAUUACGUGGGGCCAGAUGAAAUCCUCACCGAUGAAGAUUAGAGAACCAAAAACAAUGAAGGGAUCAGCUCCGUUGGAGAUUACAGAACUGAAAACAUCAAGCAAUAAAACAAUGAAGCGAUCGCCACCGUCGCAGAUCACAGAACUGAAAACAUCAAGGAACAAGACAAUGAAGGGAUCAGGGUCAAUGAAAGAAUCGAUGGUGCUGGCAUUUUCGCUCCUGAAGCUUGAGAAGCUGGUACUCGAGUGUGUUCCUGAUGAAGACUCAAUGAGUUGGCUAAAACCCGGAGGAUUUAGGGGGCUGAAGAGGCUGUACAUUGCAGGAGGGAAGCUGAGGAAACUGAGCACUGUUACUGAAAAUGAUGGAUGGAAUGUAGAGAUUCUGCGUCUCAAAUUUCUGAAAGAAUUGAAGUUGGAAUGGGUUGAUCUGAAGAUGAAGCUUCGACAGCUGAGAUGUGCGCAGAUUUACGAAUGUCCGAAUAUCUUAUAUUCUCCUUCUGGAUUCGAUGACAAGGGAUAUUGGGUGCGGAAUGACGAAGAUGCAAGCUCAAGCUCCAUGGCUGGAACUAUUGCUCCUGUUUGAACGAUUCUGAUUGAAGGUUGGCUAGUAACUGAAGAAUAUAAGUACGUAGUCAAGCCAGAAAAAGACUCAAGGGACAUGCGACCCUACUUGAUAGAGGAAGAAGUUGUUACUCUACACCAGCCAUGAUUAUCAUUUUAAUUCCAUUUAAUAUUUUUGAAUUUUUAUUUAUUUAUUUCAAGUUUGUUAGACAAGCUUUAUUUUAUUGCAUAAGACCCCAAAUGAGAGGGUCAUUAAUUAUGUUAAUAACUGAUUAUUGGAAUUGAUGGUUGAUUUCUUUUCCA
Molecule: messenger RNA, 2460 nt
Organism: Magnolia sinica
Lineage: Eukaryota; Viridiplantae; Streptophyta; Magnoliopsida; Magnoliales; Magnoliaceae
Product: disease resistance RPP13-like protein 4
Exons: 3
Coding region: 143-2179 (678 amino acids)
Biological process (GO): defense response to other organism
Source: RefSeq, a predicted model, not a curated record